AUGAGGAGCUUGGCCCUAUUGCUACCUCUGCUUGGUAUUGUUGCGGCAGAAAUAUUCUUCAAAGAGGAAUUUGGAGACGAUUCCUGGGAAAAACGGUGGAUACAGUCAAAGCACAAAGACGACUAUGGAGAAUUCAAGUUGUCGACUGGCAAAUACUUCGGUGAUGCUAAGAGAGAUCAAGGAUUGAAAACUAGUCAAGAUGCGAAGUUCUAUUCCCGAGCAGCCAAGUUCCCUAAGCCCUUCUCUAACAAAGGAAAGACAGUCGUUAUUCAAUACACCGUCAAGCACGAACAGGGGAUCGACUGUGGAGGUGGUUACGUGAAGGUUAUGAGCUCAGAUGCUGAUCUCAAAGACUUCCACGGUGAGACGCCAUACAAUGUGAUGUUCGGACCUGACAUUUGUGGGCCCACAAAGAAAGUCCACGUCAUUUUCUCCUACAAGGGCAAGAAUCAUCUCAUAAAGAAGGACAUCCGCUGCAAGGAUGAUGAGCUGACUCACCUGUACACACUUAUCGUGAAGCCAGACAAUACUUAUGAGGUGCAGAUUGAUGGCGAGAAGGUUGAGAGUGGCGAGAUUGAGGCAGACUGGGAUAUGCUUCCUCCAAAGAAGAUCAAGGAUCCCGACGCGAAGAAACCGGAGGACUGGGACGAAAGAGAGUUCAUUGAUGACGCUGAUGACAAGAAGCCGGAGGAUUGGGACAAGCCAGAGCACAUUCCCGACCCAGAUGCAAAGAAGCCUGAUGACUGGGAUGAUGAGAUGGAUGGAGAAUGGGAACCUCCAAUGAUCGACAACCCAGAAUACAAGGGAGAGUGGAAGGCCAAGCAGAUCAAGAAUCCCGACUACAAGGGCAAAUGGAUUCAUCCUGAAAUCGACAACCCAGAGUACACUCCCGAUGACGAGUUGUACCUUUAUAAAGACUGGGGAGCGAUCGGUUUCGAUCUUUGGCAAGUCAAGUCUGGCACAAUCUUUGACAACAUCAUUAUAACCGAUUCAAUCGAUGAAGCUAAAGCUCAUGCCGCUGAAACUUUCGAUAAGUUGAAGACA
Messenger RNA from Ostertagia ostertagi, 1044 nucleotides. NCBI's taxonomy places the organism in Eukaryota, Metazoa, Nematoda, Chromadorea, Rhabditida, Trichostrongylidae. The record is from the annotation of a GenBank genome assembly.